AUGGAACUGUCAUCUUUCGUCGAGCGUAUCCGAGGUGGUAACGCCGCUAAAUUCCCCUCUGACGCAAAUACCCUUGACUUUGCGCGCAAUUUGGAUUCGCAGGAUAAAUUGAGUCAUCUACGUGAUGAAUUCGUUCUUCCCACCAAGGAAUCUUUGAAGAAGAAGGCUCUUGAUGGAUCAAUUCCAAACGGUGUUGCGCAGAAUGGUACAAAUGGCCAUGCCAACGGCGUAGAUGACAACACACAAUGCAUCUACUUCGUCGGCAACUCCCUAGGCGCCCAACCAAAAGCCGUUCGCGAGCAUUUGAACGCUCAAUUAGAAACAUGGGCUUCCGUCGGUGUAAACGGACACUUCAGCGCCCUUGAGAAUUCACCUCUUCCAGCGUGGCAAGAUCUCGCAGAAGACUGCGCCAUCAGAUCAGCCGACAUCGUCGGUGCAUCACCCCACGAGAUCGUCAUCAUGAACACCCUCACCGUCAACUUGCAUCUCCUUAUGGCAAGCUUUUACAAGCCUACGGAGAAGCGCCACAAGGUUAUUCUCGAGUGGAAGCCUUUUCCUUCCGAUCACUACGCCAUUGAAAGUCAGGUUGUCUGGCAUGGACUUGAUCCUGAGAAGAGCAUGAUCAAGAUUGAACCUAAUGAGGAUCAUAUUAUUACUACGGAUCUUGUGCUUGAGACGAUUGAUAAGCAUGCUGAUGAUACGGCGCUUAUGCUCUUGCCUGGUAUUCAGUACUACUCUGGUCAAUUGUUCGAUAUUCCCCGAAUUACAGCUUAUGCGCAAGCGAAGGGUAUUGUCGUUGGUUGGGAUCUUGCACACGCAGCUGGAAACGUAGAGUUGAAGCUUCAUGAUUGGAACGUCGACUUUGCAUGCUGGUGUACAUACAAGUACAUCAACGCCGGCCCUGGUUCUAUCGCUGGUGCUUAUGUCCAUGAGCGUCAUGGCAAGGUGGAAGUUGAUUCUUCAACCGGCAAGGCGAGCUACAGACCGCGUCUCAUGGGCUGGUACGGCGGCGACAAGUCCGUUCGAUUCAACAUGGAUAACAACUUUAUUCCUACCGCUGGAGCAGGAGGAUACCAGCUAUCCAACCCCAGCGCAAUCGAUCUGGCCAGUUUAUCUGGUGCAUUGAGCGUGUUUAACAAAACAACCAUGCAUGAUCUCAGGUCAAAGGCUUUGGUGCUAACAGCCUACGCUGAGUUCCUUUUGGAUCAGAUUCUUUCUGAGGCUGGUGAUUCUACCCUUUUCAGAAUCAUCACACCACGCGAUCCUCUUCAGAGAGGUACACAGUUGAGUGUCCUGUUGAGAGAUGGAUUGUUGGAUGAUGUUAGUGCGGCUUUAGAGGAGAAUGCUGUGAUUUGUGAUAAGAGGAAGCCUGGUGUUAUUCGAGUUGCGCCUGUGCCUUUGUAUUCCAGGUUUGAGGAUGUUUGGAGGUUUAUGCAGAUUCUGAGAGGGGCUUUGAAGGUUUAG
Fusarium coffeatum is the source of this 1464-nucleotide messenger RNA. RefSeq lists its product as uncharacterized. Gene Ontology annotation, biological process: NAD+ biosynthetic process. The transcript is spliced from 2 exons. Gene Ontology annotation, molecular function: kynureninase activity; pyridoxal phosphate binding. The record is from RefSeq and is a predicted model, not a curated record. NCBI's taxonomy places the organism in Eukaryota, Fungi, Ascomycota, Sordariomycetes, Hypocreales, Nectriaceae. Gene Ontology annotation, cellular component: cytoplasm. The coding region runs from base 1 to 1464 and encodes 487 amino acids.